This is a messenger RNA of Thamnophis sirtalis, 4197 nucleotides long. Lineage: Eukaryota; Metazoa; Chordata; Lepidosauria; Squamata; Natricidae. The record is from RefSeq and is a predicted model, not a curated record.
AUCUUGAACUUAAUCUAUGCUGAUCUGGGUGCUGAUUGCUGGUGGAGAGGUGCUUAGGUUUUUUUGUUCUUUUUUGGCUAGUUGAUUGUCCCUUUUGCAUAGAUAUUGUUAAUGACUGUGUGUUUAUUGAUGGCUAAUUUGUCAGAGUGGCUGGCUUCUGGAAAUUCCCUGGAGUGUUUGGAUAUCUUUGGAAUACAGAAUACUUGAAUUUGUAAACCUGAAUAGACAGCAGAAUGCAAAGAUCUUAUGACCAAAGAUUAACCUUUCCAAAGCAUUAAUUUAUGCUCAAAACCAAUAUUUGAUAUCUUCAGAAGAAUUGGCCUUUUAAAAUAAAUGUAUAGCGAAAAUAGAGAUAUGCUUACUAAAUAUUUUUUUCAUGUUGGUUCAGUAACAUUCUUGUCAAGAAUUAAACUGUCUAUGAUAGUGGAGGGAUUUUGAACUUUAACUGUUAGGGAGCUUCCGCCUUCUGAAUUGUUAUUUCUGUUAUUCCCCCCUUCCCCCCAAUAUUUUUACCAAGAUGGAUCUCAGGGGAAGGUAUCACAUUAUUUAUAUAAAGGAGGAACAUGAAUACAUUGUUUUUGUCAUGUGCUAUGGAAUAUUUUGAGUCCAUAAUCAUGCCUUAUCGUUUGGUAAACGCUUCUUCAAACUUUAUUUGAUUUUAAAGAUGAGGGUUUUUUGUAACAGUUUGGAGCCUAAUUUUAUUAUCUAUUUAGAUUCAACUUCCCAUUAUGAAUAUGUCCAGACUGUGUUUCAACAGCUUUGCCAACACAACUUAAGCUUUAGUUGAGAAAUGAGCUUUAGCUCUAUCCUUUUUUGGAUCCUGCAGCUUUCUGAGGGCUUCUAAGAAGGGCCUGCCAGAGAGUUUUCACUUGUGCUGGCAAAGCUUUGGGUAAUUUUUAACUUUUAUCAGCACAGCUUGCAGAAGAAUGUUAAGGACUCUGAGAAGCGAGUCCUUUUCAAGAGUAAUUCUGAUAAGUCUUUCUGUUAUUAAAACAAGCUUUUGCCUCCCAGCUCAUCUUUGCCAUACAAAUCCUCUUGGAUGCCUUUGUUGUGAAAGUGAUUCUUGUCCAGGCAGUUGAGGGCUUCUUUUGGCUUUGUUCCAUUUAUACAACCAUUCCCUGGAUCAGCUCAAAUUAACUCAAUUAUUUUUGUUGAAUUUUGCUAAUAAAUGAUUUGCUGCCCUUGUUGCCUAAUUCUUUUACUUCAUAACAUGAUUGUUUACUGCUUUGUUUUUCACUUUGAUAUUGGUAGACACCAUUAUUUGUUCCAUCUCCCGCUGUUGCAAGUCUGUUUUCAUAUCUAAUUUGAAGUGAUAGUUGGCUUGAGGAAUUUAAAUGUUGUGGGGAAAAGUUUUCAAACAUACUCUUAAAUCUAGAAUCUAAGACCUUGUAGCUUACCCCUCAGAAAGAGAGGAAGGUUAUAGUGAAUCAGUUACACUUCAGUUGUGAAAUACUUUCCCUCAGAUACUUUCUUCAUAUCUUUCUUUUGCCUUUUUGGUAAUUAUAUAUAUAGAAGUUUUUAUAUGUUUUCAUCAUAAUUCAUUUCUCUUUUUAAUAUUUACUUAUAUACUGCUGUGGAAAGUGCACCUCAAAGGACGGUGCCAGGAACCACUAUAGCAGUGCCAAAAGUCUUAAGCCAGCCCUUUCCCUUUAAGAAAACCAAGAAACACCAACUGAAAGGAAAACUCAGAGCAGCCUGCAAACAGCUGUUUCCAAAGUAACAAAGCUGACCACAGAAACACUUAAGUAGAGCCAUUAAGAUAAGGGGAAUCAGGCUAAAAAUAAACUCUUCAAGGUAAACAGAAACUCUUGACAGGAUUAAACACCUAAGGACAGGAAAAAAAUAAGAGAUCUGGGACCAAGAUUAACCCAGUAAAACAGAAGACAAACCCAGACCAAUCAGAAACACAUCAAACCCAUCAAGCUGCAGGAGCUUCAAAGGGGAAUUAAAAGCAUAAAAGGCUCAGAUUCACACUCCCAAGGUGCUUGCUUGCCAGGAAAGCUUGAGCUGUGUCACAUCUGCUUCUUGCUUUCCUACAUUAAAAGAAUUCCACUUUCUGGCAGCUGGCUUCUGAAUCCAUUUCUUUUCAGCAUCUGUGGUUUUUCCCAGCUGGGGAAUGAAUCCAGGGAUUUUCUUCCAAUAAUGCUUAGAGCAAUUUAAUAAUUCCAUUGUUUAGGAUUGAUUUGUACAUCCUUAAGUGUUGAGCAGUCUGAUAUUCUUGUCAAUAUUGGAUAUUAUAUUGACUUUUUUCUUCUUUAUCAACAAUUGUUAGAUAUUUUGAGAUAUUGGAACACUGGUUUUCCAUUGUAAUUGUAUAUAAAUCCUUCAAGAUGCCAGCAGCACUUGCUGAAAAUAGUCAAGUGAUCUGUGAAGUAUGGGCAAACAAUCUAGAAGAAGAGAUGAGAAAAAUUCGGGAAAUUGUUCUCAGCUAUAGCUACAUUGCAAUGGACACAGAGUUUCCUGGGGUUGUUGUUCGACCAAUUGGUGAAUUUCGCAGUUCUAUAGAUUAUCAAUAUCAACUGCUGCGAUGUAAUGUUGACCUGCUUAAAAUUAUCCAGUUAGGCCUGACCUUCACAAAUGAAAAAGGGGAAUAUCCUGUAGGAAUCAACACCUGGCAGUUUAAUUUCAAGUUCAAUCUUACGGAAGAUAUGUAUUCUCAGGAUUCGAUAGACCUCCUUGCAAGCUCGGGAUUACAAUUUCAGAAACAUGAGGAGGAAGGGAUCGAUACUUUACAUUUUGCGGAACUUCUAAUGACCUCUGGUGUGGUGCUCAGUGACAAUGUCAAAUGGCUUUCAUUUCAUAGUGGCUAUGACUUUGGUUAUAUGGUGAAACUGCUGACAGAUUCUAGGCUUCCAGAAGAAGAACAUGAGUUCUUUCAUAUCCUGAAUCUUUUCUUUCCAUCUAUAUAUGAUGUUAAGUAUUUAAUGAAGAGCUGCAAAAACCUGAAGGGAGGGCUUCAGGAAGUUGCUGACCAGCUAGAUUUGCAGCGCAUUGGCCGGCAGCACCAAGCAGGGUCAGAUUCUUUACUUACAGGGAUGGCAUUCUUCAGAAUGAAAGAGUUGUUCUUUGAGGAUACAAUUGAUGAUGCAAAGUAUUGUGGAAGACUAUAUGGCCUUGGCACAGGAGUAGCUCAGAAACAGACUGAAGAUGUCGAAACAGCCCAAGAGAAAAUGAGUAUUUUGGCUAUUAUCAACAAUAUGCCCCAGUGACAGAUUGAUACUUUAGGAUAUUAACAUGGGUCCACAGAGGUAAACUUCCUUCUUGAAACUGUUUCACAUCUUCCAAGAUAUGGCGAAAGCACGAGCGUUUUUUUAAAGAGGGGAAAAGCAUCUUUACUUUGAAUCUUGGUAGAUUCCAAUUAAGUGAUUUCACAAUGGCUGGAGUUUGUCUUCUAUGUAAAAAAAAAAAUCAGACUCGAGCUACAUACUAUGUAUAUGACUCCUUUUUAUUUUAAACUUUACUGAAUUUGCAAGUAGUUUUCUCAGAAUUUUCAGCAGAGCUGAAGUUCUUUCAUGCACUUGCAGAUUUAGUUUUGACUGCUUAUUUUUAAAUUUCUUUUGCUCUCUGUGAGGGUGAUGCGUUUCUAAGCCCUCUGCUAGUUUUUAUCUUUUGUGUCAGUCUGUGAAAGUGAUCCAUUCAGCCCUGGUGGUGAAGACUGCAUGAACAUAAUGUAACUAUAUGCUAGAAGUCACCAUAAUGGUGGUCCUGGAUGGUAUUAUCACUAGUUCUUCCUUCCUUUAGCUUGCUGAGCCAUGAUAUCAUAUUGGCAAUUUUCAUCUUAAUAAUUUUAGAAUAGAAUAAAACUGUCAGCAUGCUUGAGACUGCAGUAAUAAUUGGGACCAAAAAUAGUUUCAUGUUGAGUGAAAUACUUUAACCCUUUUGUGAAUAGGACAGUAAUUGGGUAAAAUCACAACUAUCUAGUAAUAAUGGGCUAUUAAAACUUUUAGAUUACCAUUUUAUACUGCUUUGAAGAGGAACCCUGGAUUGUUCAAUAGAUGUAGGCUAAAAGUUCAUUUAAUAGUUUUGCAAGUGUCAUCAUCCUGAAAACAAAAAUCCUGUUUGGGGGCAGAGGGGAUCUUGACAAGUGUGAAAUUUUAAUAAACUCCCCAUUAUGUAAAGUAUUACAAGCUGUUGUUAAAUGCAUCUGUGUAUAUAAUUGGUUCUUAAUUUUGUAAAAUAAAGACUUUUCUUAAGGCA